Messenger RNA from Alosa sapidissima (American shad), 3281 nucleotides. RefSeq names its product adaptor protein, phosphotyrosine interaction, PH domain and leucine zipper containing 1 (gene appl1). The coding region runs from base 167 to 2296 and encodes 709 amino acids. Gene Ontology annotation, cellular component: endosome membrane; cytoplasm. Gene Ontology annotation, biological process: signaling. The record is from RefSeq and is a predicted model, not a curated record. The transcript has 22 exons. NCBI's taxonomy places the organism in Eukaryota, Metazoa, Chordata, Actinopteri, Clupeiformes, Clupeidae. Gene Ontology annotation, molecular function: identical protein binding.
ACCGACACAUUUUCCCCCAAUCACAUCCUACUGAAAGGCGGAAUAUCCGCAUAGGAGGAUAGGGGCUAGGUGUUGAAUUUUUCGGGAAUAAACUGUCACUGAAGUGCGAGCUUUUCCAAACAAUUAUCUUGAGAAUACUCCUUUUGUUGUUGGCUUAACCAUCGUUAUGCCUGGGAUAGAAAAAUUGCCGAUAGAGGAGACCCUGGAAGACAGUCCGCAGACACGCUCCUUGCUUGGUGUGUUUGAAGAAGAUGCAGCAGCCAUAACCAGCUAUUCACACCAACUCUUUCAGGCCAUGCACAGAAUCUAUGAUGCACAGAAUGAACUCAGUGCUGCCACUCAUCUCACCUCAAAGCUGUUGAAGGAUUAUGAAAAACAGCGAUUCCCACUAGGGGGCGAUGAUGAAGUCAUGAACUCCACUCUGCAGCAGUUUGCCAAAGUCAUUGAUGAGCUCAGCUCGUGUCAUGCAGUCCUCUCUACCCAGCUGGCAGACGCCAUGAUGUUCCCCAUCACACAGUUCAAGGAACGUGACCUCAAAGAAAUACUCACACUGAAGGAGGUAUUUCAGAUAGCCAGCAAUGAUCACGACAUGGCUAUCAACAGAUACAGCCGUCUGUCUAAGAAAAGGGACAACGAGAAGGUGAAGAGUGAGGUUAUGGAGGAUGUCUACACCUCCAGGAAGAAGCAACACCAGACCAUGAUGCACUACUUCACUGCACUGAAUACCCUGCAGUACAAGAAGAAGAUAGCCCUGCUGGAGCCACUGCUGGGAUACAUGCAGGCACAGAUCAGUUUCUUCAAGCUGGGUUCUGAAAAUCUCACACAACAAUGGGAAGACUUCUUGACCAAUAUUGGCACGAGCGUGCAAAAUGUCCGUAGAGAGAUGGAUGGAGAAGUGGAUACUAUGCAGCAGACCAUUCAGGACCUAGAGCAGGCCAGUGACCUGCUAUACAUGCCUGACCCAGAUCCCAACAAGAUCCCAAUUGACCGCACCCUUACCCGGAAGGCUGGCUACCUCAACAUGCGCAAUAAAACAGGCCUUGUGUCCUCAACCUGGGACAGACAGUACUUUUUCACCCAGGGAGGGAACAUGAUGAGCCAGUCUCGUGGGGAUGUUGCUGGCGGCUUGGUCAUGGACUUGGAUAACUGCUCAGUGAUGGCUGUGGAUUGUGAGGACCGACGUUUCUGCUUCCAGAUCACCUCUUUUGAUGGCAAGAAAGUGGCCAUUUUACAAGCAGAGAGCAGGAAGGACUGUGAAGAGUGGAUUGCAACCAUAAACAACAUUUCGAAGAGGAUAUAUCUGAGUGAAAAUCCUGAGGAAAUUGCUGCUCGAGUCAACCAAUCCGCUUUAGAGGCUGUGACACCAUCUCCCUCUUUCCAACAGAGGCAAGAGAGCCUGCGAACAACCAUGCAAAGUAGGCCGAAAGCAGGACGCAGCAGCAGCCAGAGCUCAGUGGGGUCAGAGUCACCUGCUCUCUCCUCUCUCUCACUUGACUCACUGGUGGCUCCUGACACACCCAUCCAGUUUGACAUAAUUUCACCAGUUAGUGAAGAGUAUUCUGGCCAGGCCAAAAGUGCUACACAGGGCAGAAGGACCAACCCAUUUGGGGAGUCAGGGAAUUCACAUUCAGAAGAUGGAGAAGAUUCCAUCCUUCACCAGCUUUUCAUUGUGCGCUUCCUGGGCUCUAUGGAGGUGAAGGCCACAGAGAACACAGAUGUGAUCUAUGAGACCAUGAGGCAGAUCCUGGCAGCACGGGCCAUACACAACAUCUUCCGCAUGACUGAAUCACACCUCCUAGUCACCUGCGAGUGUCUCAAGUUAAUUGAUCCACAGACACAAGUAACCAGAUUGAGGUUCCCCUUGUCCAGUGUGGUGUUGUGCGCAUCUCAUCAAGAGAACAAGCGACUAUUUGGCUUUGUGCUUCAAACAGCUGGAGGGAAAGUAGAUGGACGACCAGUCGUUGUCUGUUACAUCUUUGAGUCUAACAAUGAUGGGGAGAAGAUCUGUGAUAGUGUGGGCUUGGCUAAACAAAUCGCUUUCCAUUCCGAAAUGGAUCGAAGAGCUACAGAGAAGCAGAAGGAGCUGGAGAAGGCCAAAGAGAAGCAGCAGGAGGAACUGACCAAACAGAAACAGAUUGAAAAGCAGGACCUUGAAGAACAGAGUCGCUUGAUAGCCGCCUCUAGCCGUCCCAACCCACCUACUGCAGAUGGACAAUUCCUGGUGCUUAGCAACAGCCAAUCAGAGGACAGUGAUGCUGGCGAGGAGGGCCGGAAAAAGGGUGAAUCAGAAGCCUGAUCAUGAAUUGUGUACACCUUCCCUCUCAAAAACUGUCCACUUGGCCACAGCCAUGCUGAAGCCUCCCACGCAAGGGCCUCUGAAGGGAAUAAGGUUUUGAGAGACAAAAAUGACAACCAAUCAUUGUAGCAAGCAGGGCCUCCGACAGAGGAGGGAAGGACAAACCAUAGAAUAGGCAAAACUUCCCCAAAUAUUUUUUUUUUAAUUCUUACUUAUUUUUUGUUCUGUACAUAAAUUCUUUAUUUUAUGCUGUCUCUUAUAUUCAAAAGAUAUAUAAAUGCUACAACAUUUUGUAUAAUUCACUACUUCAUACAACAGCAUACUAAAACAUGAGAGAAAAUAUUCUUUUUUAUUUUAGAAGAAACGGAGUGUGUCAAAAACAGACUCAUUUUGUAAAGGACUUGUAAUAAUAUCUUUAUUUUGGAGUUGCACUCUAAGGCUUAAGCUUACUUUUGCUCUAACAGCCUUUGCAUGCCCUUUUGGUUCUGUCAAGAGGGGUUUUUGUUCCAUUUGACAUGUUUUGUUACUUAAAAUCAAGAAAAAAAUCAUUUUAAUGUCUGCCGAAGAGACUGCCCUUAACAUCUAGCAGAAAUGCUAUGUUACGACCUUGUAUUUGCCAUCAUUCAGGAUAGGAAAUGAUUUACCAGUGCUGUGCGUGUGUUGUGUUAUGGAAAUAUGAGAGAGAUGAGAGAAUAUUUUUCUGUUUCACAUAAAUUCCUUAUAGAGUGCAAUUUCUGCUUGAUCAGCUAGAAAUGUUCAACUUGACACUCAAAAUAGCAAAAUAAGAUUUAAUGAUCUGUUUAAGUUACUGAAUGAUGGACCACUGUGUUUGCAUUGGUGCACUUGACGCUCUGCCCUCGACACAUGCCCAGUAUAAUGCAUGUUUGUUGCUGAUCUCAAAUCAUGUUUUAUUUCUCAACAGUGUUUGAGAUGUACUGUUCCCUUGAAGCACACAAGACUGAUAUCAAAUGAGCUUUUGUAUGUA